AUGGGUGCUAGACUUACACGCUCCGAUUUUCAGUGGGUAUAUACCGAUGAACCACAUACAACACGUCGAAAAGAAAUGCUACAAAAAUAUCCACAAAUUAAACAGUUAAUGGGCCAUGAUUGGCGUAUUGCUAUUCAAGUUGUUGUUACUGUUUUAAUACAAAUCACAAUGGCUAUUCUAGUACGAGAUCUACCAUGGAAAUUUGUAUGGCUUCUUACCUAUAUUAUUAGUGGUACACUUAAUCAUUCACUUUCAAUCAGUUUCCAUGAAAUCGGUCAUAAUUUAGCCUUUGGAAAUCAUAGACCGAUAGCAAAUCGAAUUCUUGGUUAUAUAGCUAAUCUUCCAUUAUGUAUUCCAUCAUCAGUUACAUUUAAAAAAUAUCAUAUUGAUCAUCAUAAAUUUCAAGGUGAUGAUAUGCUGGAUCCAGAUCUACCAACUUAUUUUGAAGCAUGGUUAUUUCAAUCACGUAUUGGCAAAGUUGUUUAUAUUGCUGCUCAACCAUUGCUUUAUAGCGUUCGACCAUUGUUACGUGUACCAAAACCUGUUACAUUACUUGAAGUGAUUAAUCUUGUUAUUGAACUUGCUUUUGAUGCUACUAUAAUGUACUUCUUGGGACGAAAAUCGUUUGUUUACCUAUUUUUUGGAACAGCACUUGGCCUUGGUCUUCAUCCUAUUUCAGGACAUUUUCUAUCUGAACAUUAUAUAUUUGUUGACGGUUUUGAAACUUAUUCUUAUUAUGGUCCAUUCAAUUAUAUAACUUAUAAUGUUGGUUAUCAUAAUGAACAUCAUGAUUUUCCAAAUAUUCCAGGUUAUUUAUUACCAAAAUUGAAAAAAAUUGCACCGGAUUAUUAUGAUAAUUUACCGUGUCAUCAUUCAUGGAUUAAAGUUAUAUUUGAUUUUAUUUUUGAUCCAAAAUUAGGACCAAAAGCCCGUAUACGUCGUUCAAUGCGUUCGGAUGCAUUAAAAGCAAAUAAUGCAAUUGAUUUAAAAAGCAAAUCAAAAGUAAAUGAAGUUUUACAUGAUAAUUUCGAUAAUAAUAAUAAUAACACACACUUAUCAAAAGAAGAAAGAAAAUUACUUCAUAAGAAAAAAUCGUCGGGUAAAUCAAAUGAAGUAUCAUCAUUAGAAGUAACGAAUGGAGAUCAUUCGAAAAUGGAAUGA
This is a messenger RNA of Adineta steineri, 1161 nucleotides long. The record is from the annotation of a GenBank genome assembly. Lineage: Eukaryota; Metazoa; Rotifera; Eurotatoria; Adinetida; Adinetidae.